UUUAAUUUAUGUAUUAAUAUAAUUUAGUCUGUGUUUGAUAUGAUAAACAAACGUUUAAUGCAAUUUGCUCUGUGCUUGUCAUUGCUGAGUUUGCUAAGUGCACAUGAUGUGAAGAUGUCAGCAGGGACCCACGCGCAAAACGCCAACUUCUGCCACAGGACGAGUUUCACUGGACUAGGACACACGCGCCUAAGCUUCCUCCGAAAUAUGGUCGGGACUCAUACAUUGAUGUUAUAUGUGAGCGAAUGGUCAGGGAAGCAGCUUGUAAAAUGCUCAAUUAACGACGACCCUGUAGCCACUGCCAGUUACCUGUAUCUUUGCCGCCAAACGCGCUCGGAGAGCCUCGUGGAAUUAUCCCUCUUCAAUAUCAGGGCGUUGUUGAGUCCAGACAACCUGUGCACACUGAGUCCUGUCGAUGGAUUUAUCAAACAGACGAAAAAUGUCCCAUUGGAACAACAACAUAUUUCGGGUGCAAAAUCCCGUAGGAAACGCGCGUGGGUAUUUCCUGGGACACUUUGGUGUGGCACUGGAAGCAAAGCGAUUGACUACAAACAGUUAGGAAUGUUUGAGCGAGCAGACAGGUGCUGCCGUGAGCAUGACCACUGCAGUAACACUAUCCCCUCCUUCACAGUGAACUAUGGUGUUUUCAAUCCGAACUUCUUCACCAUCUCACACUGUGACUGUGACCAAAGGUUUCGCCAGUGCCUCCAGCGUGUAAAUGAUACCAUUUCCAAUAUGGUUGGCUUCAGCUUCUUCAACCUCCUCAAGAUGCCCUGCUUCGAGUUCACUCCCAGGAGUCAAUGCACUGAGCUUAACUGGUGGGGAAUGUGCAAGGUGGCCAAGGUGGCCCCGUAUGCAGUCUUCAAAAAUCCCAAAGAUUACACCAUCAACCGCACGACAAGCAAACAUGGUGGCAGCAGUGACCCCCAAACCUCAGCAGGCACCGGGGAAAACCUGGUUACAGUGAGACCCAUGUCUAGCCCAACAUGGUUAAUCCCCAAAGGGAACCGCUCCAAGCAAUUUGCCCCCUCACGGGACUGUGUUCCAAGAGGUCCUCCCAGAGGAGACACCUUCCAGAUCAAGUACAGGAAAGGGAAAGGAUGCAGCAGGGGCAAGAAAACAUUCACAACUCAAACAACCACAAGUCAAACACAGACCAGCACGCCCUUAAUACAGACAACUGCAUCCCUGAUACCGAGGAGUGCAUCACAAAAACAGAAAACCACACCCACAACUCAGAGAACUGCUUUGAAAAUUAUUACAACAACAUCUCAGGUAAAAAUGAAAAAAACUGCUACACAAAAGACUGGAUCAAGAACUGAAAAAACAAUCUCACAUCAAAAUCAAGCUACACCAAAGAAAAAAACACGGUCACGACAGAGGACAACAUCCACAACAAUGCAGAGGACUACAUCAACACCAACGCCUUCACCCCAUCCACAGACAACAACUUUAACAACCACAACUCUUAUACCCAAAAGUCCCAAACUACCAAAGGUUCUUAGGAAACUUCACCGUUGUGGACCUCCAAGAGGAGAUACCUUUCAGCCUCGCCGCUGGAGGGGGGAACGAGGCAAAGCCUGUUUGGAACAGAUAACUAAAACACCAACGACCAUAUCCUCGGCAAACAAGACUGCAUCACCAACCCAGAGGAGAAUAUUUCAAACUCAGAGAACAAUGUCUUCAAAUAAAAGGACAACAUCUGCAACUGUGAUGACUUCAUCUACCCUUUGGAAGAACACAAUUACUAAGAGGACCGCCUCCUCAAAGCUAAGGACCACACCUCUAAUACAAACCCCAACUGAGAGUGCACCAUCUAUGACAACAGAUAAUAUGCUUCUUUGUGGCACCCUCAAGCAUUUGGAUGAAUGUAAAUACAAAAUUCCCCCUUUAGAGAAGAGAUAUGAUCUCCACAACAUGGGAUCAAAGACUGUGUACCAUUGUGAUUGCACCCACAGGCUGGCUGAUCAGAUCAGACACUUGGAGAAGACCACAAUUCUCCAAUCCCUCCUGCAGGACUUUGUAUCUCUAUCCUGCUUCAACGUGCCAAGUGUGAAAGACUGUCAUGGAGGGAAAAGCUGUACUGCUGGAUUUUCCCAAGCCACUGACCUAAUUCAAGUCCUUAAAAGCAUGGAGGAAAGAGGAAGACUUAAUGCUCAGAGCACAAGUAAAGACUCAAAAAGAGGGACUCCUAUUCGCCUCUACAAGCGAUGUCUGAGGAUCAUUGAGUCCAAGAAGCCUUGACUGAUGAUUCCCAAACAUCAGCACCCUUAAGUACCAGUUACUAGAAUGGGAAUGCAAUGCAUCUGUCCAACAUCACCCUCUAUAGUGUUUUUAAGAUUUUUAAGCCUUAAGAUGAUAAAUGUGGCAGAAUAACUUGAUUUGCUGCUGUUCGGUAAAGGAGGGAAUUCCAAAUACCUUCCAACUUUCCCCCAAAUCUUUGACCUCAACUGUAAGUAAUGAUCCACAACUAGAGUUGUACAGAAUUCUCCUGCUGAGGGUACUAUGAUCCCUGACAACAAUUUAGUAUAUUUAUAUUGAUUCUUUGUACUUCUAGAUUAAAACCCUUGAAUAUGA
This is a messenger RNA of Salvelinus fontinalis (brook trout), 2577 nucleotides long. Its product is annotated as group 3 secretory phospholipase A2-like. Gene Ontology annotation, biological process: phospholipid metabolic process; arachidonate secretion. Bases 40 to 2244 code for a protein of 734 amino acids. Gene Ontology annotation, molecular function: A2-type glycerophospholipase activity. The record is from RefSeq and is a predicted model, not a curated record. The transcript has 7 exons. NCBI's taxonomy places the organism in Eukaryota, Metazoa, Chordata, Actinopteri, Salmoniformes, Salmonidae.